Messenger RNA from Monopterus albus (swamp eel), 1982 nucleotides. It is a transcript of the gene eif2s1b, whose product is annotated as eukaryotic translation initiation factor 2, subunit 1 alpha b. Gene Ontology annotation, molecular function: RNA binding; translation initiation factor activity; ribosome binding. The transcript is spliced from 13 exons. Bases 496 to 1464 code for a protein of 322 amino acids. The record is from RefSeq and is a predicted model, not a curated record. NCBI's taxonomy places the organism in Eukaryota, Metazoa, Chordata, Actinopteri, Synbranchiformes, Synbranchidae. Gene Ontology annotation, cellular component: eukaryotic translation initiation factor 2 complex; eukaryotic 48S preinitiation complex. Gene Ontology annotation, biological process: translational initiation.
GCGCGUGUGUGACGUCAAUGCACACAGAAGAUUCGAAAAGCAUUUUUAGUUAUCAAAGGAGCACGUGUUACAGCCGCACUUUCCAGAAAACUGGGGAGCGAGCUUCUUUGAGAGAUGCAAGGAAGAAUCAAUGGGAAGGCUGCAUUCCACCGAAUGGUGUUAAAGGAUGUUAUAACAAUGACAAAUCUGGAAACACACAGUACCUUUCAGCACUGAAACAACAGAACUAUUCAUCAAGCAUGUUAGCAGGUUCUGCAAUGGGACCCAGCUUAGCGAGCCGGGCCGCAAUCUCCAGUUCUGUCUUUUCCCUGUGCUGCUUCUUCUUCUCUUGGAUCUUCUUCAGUCUGGAACAGUAGGAAGUCACCCUCUACCUGUAAGGAGGCUAACUCCACGAGCAGCUCCACAGCUCGAGCGUAGUUCCUCUUUAACCUGGAAAGCUGCUCUCCUCCUCUGGCCAGACCAGUCAGCUCGUAACCUGAGAGACACGGCAAGGCGAUGCCGGGGCUCAGCUGUCGAUUUUACCAGCACCGGUUCCCAGAGGUGGAGGAUGUGGUGAUGGUGAACGUGAGGUCCAUCGCAGAGAUGGGUGCCUACGUCAGCCUUUUGGAAUACAACAACAUUGAGGGCAUGAUCCUCCUGAGCGAGCUGUCACGUCGACGUAUCCGCUCCAUCAACAAGCUCAUCCGCAUAGGCCGCAACGAGUGUGUGGUCGUCAUCCGAGUAGACAAAGAAAAAGGAUACAUUGAUUUAUCAAAAAGAAGAGUUUCACCAGAGGAGGCCAUCAAGUGUGAAGAUAAAUUCACCAAAUCUAAAACCGUGUACAGCAUCCUGCGACAUGUGGCAGAGGUGCUGGAUUACAGUAAGGACGAGCAGUUAGAGAGCUUGUACCAGCGCACUGCCUGGGUCUUUGAUGAGAAAUACAAGCGGCCAGGAUACGGAGCUUAUGAUGUCUUCAAACAGGCAGUAUCAUCAACAAAGUCACUGGAACGAGAUCCAGCCAUUCUGGACGGUCUGGACUUAACAGAGGAAGAGAGGGCUGUGCUGAUCGAUAAUAUCAACAGGCGACUCACGCCACAGGCUGUCAAAAUCAGAGCAGACAUUGAAGUGGCAUGUUACGGGUAUGAGGGCAUUGAUGCAGUGAAAGAGGCUCUGAGGGCUGGGCUCAGCUGCUCCACAGAGGCAAUGCCCAUCAAGAUCAACCUGAUUGCUCCCCCUCGCUACGUGAUGACGACGACCACUUUGGAGCGCACAGAGGGCCUCUCUGUGCUCAACCAGGCCAUGGCUGCCAUCAAGGAGAAGAUUGAGGAGAAGAGAGGUGUCUUCAACAUCCAGAUGGAACCCAAGGUGGUGACCGACACAGAUGAGACAGAACUUGCCCGGCAGCUGGAGAGGUUAGAGCGGGAAAACGCUGAGGUAGAUGGAGACGAUGAUGCCGAGGAGAUGGAGGCAAAAACGGAGGACUAGAAAUCUAUCCUUGGAGGAAUGCUGGUGGGGAAAAAAAAACAAAAGGAGAAAAUGUGGACAGACCUGGCUACAGUCACUCAUUCCAACAGAUGUUAACUUUCACAUUGCUAAUAUUACCAGGAGUUAAUAGCUCAUUGGCAAAUGUCCCAGUUUGUUCAAUAGCAGGGUUUGUCUCAGAGGAUGGUAAUACAAAAUGCCAUCUUCUCAUCCUGACAUGGAAACAAGGAAAGCUAUAUUUCAAAUGACUCUAAAACAAGCAGUGGCCUUUACUUACCUUUCGCUUAAGAUCCCAGUGUCUUCAGUGUCCAUGGCGCUUCAUGUGUGGCUGGUCACUGGAUGUGACUGAUAAAGGGGAAAGGCAUAGGCUCGUCUCUUCUACACUAGGCAGUGGUGAGUUUUUUUUUGUUUUGUUUUGUUUUGUGCCGUUCCUCUUCCAGGUUAAGGGGGUUUUUACUGGCAAAACCUGCUCUUGUUUAGCUCACAUAGCAUCAAUAAAGUUCUGGAAGUUUUGAUCUCAA